This is a messenger RNA of Xiphophorus couchianus (Monterrey platyfish), 2293 nucleotides long. RefSeq lists its product as uncharacterized. NCBI's taxonomy places the organism in Eukaryota, Metazoa, Chordata, Actinopteri, Cyprinodontiformes, Poeciliidae. The record is from RefSeq and is a predicted model, not a curated record. The transcript has 4 exons. The coding region runs from base 307 to 2268 and encodes 653 amino acids. Gene Ontology annotation, molecular function: ubiquitin-protein transferase activity.
GUUACUAUCUCAUUAUAAUGAGAUAGUAACUCAUUAUUUUGAGUUACUAUCUCAUUAUAAUGAGAUAGUCUACACAGGCUCAGGACAUUUGGAGACUGUGGAGGUUGAAGCCCCAUUUCGAAUUGGUUCAGUCCACCUGUAGCGGUUUGACUGUACCGUCAGUCGCGCCUGCCGCCUGCAAGCACCCAGCUAAACAUAGCUGUUCACAACGUGCAGGUUGUUUCAGAAAGACAGAAGACUUGAUGGUGUGGAGCACCUGCAGUUUCACUGGCCUUGUCUGAUCACACAAGAGUGUAUGAUCACAGAAUGGAUGACCUGAGUGAUUUCCUGAGGCAAAGGAAUAUUCCAGAGGAAACUAUCGAGACCAUGCUGAGAGAGAAGAUUGAUACCAACAUCAUCCAGCUCAUGACAGAUGAAGAGCUAAAGAAUUAUUUGCCAUCAUAUGGAGACCGCAUAGCCCUAUCAGGAUACUGUAGAAGGAAGGAAAAUGGCCCCCCAAGCCGUCGCAAAUCAAAACUGUUUGAGCGCCUGAAAUCAAAGCUGGGUAAAAGAAAAACUGCUCAUGAAGAUGGCUGUGGUAUGGAAAAAGAAGAGCAAUCUGAAACAACUGUAAAGAAGAAUGCUCUGAAGUCAAAGAGAAAAAUAGAAAUAGGCUGGCUGCUUUAUGAUGAAGAACAACAGGCUUUUAAACAAGUAAGCGCAAGAAGAGGUGGUGGAACAAGGAAGGUCGAUGUAUCAAAGGAUGCUAAAAAAAGUGAGAUAAUCCAGAUGGCUAUUGGCCUCUUCUUUCCAAAUGGAAGAAAUAGAGAAGGGUCCAUAGCAGAUUUUGAAAUGGAUCUAAAAGAUUAUCAGGAAGUGGCAAUUGAUGACAAAAUCACUGUUGGACAAAUGUUUCAUGUUACAAAACUGACUAUUCUCAGGUUUUACCUGACCACCCAUAAAAAGAAGGCUAACCAGUCAGUCAGUCAAGAUGAAGUUUUGUCUUCAUCAUUUUUUCAGGAUCAAGACAGUUCUCCGAGUCAGCCCUCCUCUUCAUCUGCUGUAAAUGUUGCAGUGACCAGCCAAUCUACAAUAUCCACAGAAGUAACUUCUGACUUCCUAUUUGUUGGAAACAUAACAAAUCAUGAGAAUAUUAACUUUUCACUUCAUUCUACAGAGCUUAGGGAGGAGGAUUUGGAUAGCAGUAACAUAGUGUUUCUAGGACCGUUUUCUGACAGUGAGCCACAGAUUUUGGAUGAUACUUUGCCAAUAUCCCCUCAAUCCACAUCAUCCUCCAAGGCAGUGAAGAAGAUACUGAUAGUUCACAGAGGACAGGUACUUCCUGAGCUCAUAGCACAUUUCUGUGAUGACGGACUUUUAGAUAAAGAUUUCAAAAUCCAGCUUGUACUGCCAGAUGGAACACCUGAGAUGGGUUAUGAUGACGGAGGAGUCGUUAGAGACUGUCUUUCUGAAUUCUGGAAAGAUUUCUAUGACCAGUGUACUACAGGAAACACUUAUAAAGUGCCUUUUCUGAGACAUGAUUAUGGACAGCAGCAGUGGGAGAGUGUAGGCCGAAUAAUUGCUUUUGGAUGGACAAGAGAGAAAUAUCUUCCUAUGAAGAUUGCACCUGUCAUACUAGAGCAAGCAGCCUUUGGACAGGUUAAAAGUGAGGUGGUGGAGAAUUUCCUUAAGUGCAUGUCUGAAUCUGAGCGCUUUGUGUUUCAGUCAUGGCAGUCAGACUUCAGCAGUGUUGACAAAGAGGAAUUGAUAGAGAUUCUUGAUAACCGCAGUUGCAGACGAAUGCCCACUGCCAGCAAUGUAAACGAAAUCCUCCAGGAGCUUGCACACAAAACACUUGUCCAAGAGCCUGCUUAUGUUAUUGAACAGUGGGCCAAAACACUCAGUAUCAUCGGGAACAGCUUCCAGGACCUUUCUUCAGUGUGUGAAAACUUGCAACCAAAUGCAAGAAAAGUUUUGAAGUCCAUUGUCUUUCCUGAGGAAAUGAAUGUCCAUCAGAAGGACAUUCAAAAGUACGUUAGCACGUAUAUCAGGAAUGCAGAUUUGCAGCAUCUGUCCUUGUUUCUAAGGUUCUGCACAGGUUCAGACCUGUUCCUGGAUAAGAACAUUCUUAUUGAUUUCACAAAGAUUCAAGGGUUUCUCAGAAGACCUGUGGCUCACACAUGUGGCUGUGUCCUUGAGCUGUCAAUCUAUUAUGAUAGCUAUCCAGAUUUCAGUGCUGAAAUGAACAAGGUUUUGGAGUCUAAUGUAUGGGUCAUGGACAUUAUUUAGUUUUGAAAGUGGUGGAGGUAGAGGG